AUGGGAGUGCAGAAGCUGCUCCCCAGCGCGGGCACCGACCAGGAGGCCCUGCGGGCAGCUAAGAGAGAGCGCUGGUGGGAGGCCUGGAAGCCAGUUGCCCUUGAGGACGUGGCUGUGAACUUCACCCAGGAAGAGUGGGAGUGUCUGGAUGCCCGUCAGAGGGUCCUCUACCAGGAUGUCAUGUCUGAGACCUUCAAAAACCUGGUGUUUGUGGAUCUGAUCACCAAGCUUGAACAAGAAGAGAAACAGUGGGGAGCAGAUCUCUGUCCCGCAAGUGGAGAAGGCCUCCCUGCAGGAGGCAAUAGGGAGGACCUUCAGGAGCACAAUCCAAGUCUGGGAGAUGAGACUGGAUGCACAGGGUCUGGCCUACCCCCUUUUCCAGCUGGGUCCCUGAACAGGACCCCAGUGCUCCCGACGUCCCGGGCCGGGCCAUCCUUUCCCUGCCACAUCUGUGGCAGGAGCUUCAGUAAGCGCUCCAACCUCCGUUACCACCAGUUUGUCCACAAUUUUAAGGGGACAAACAACUGCAGCCAGUGUGGGAAGUCAUUUCGGAACCCCAAGGCCCUCAGCUACCACAGACGUAUACAUCUUGGGGAGAGGCCCUUCUGCUGCUCACUUUGUGACAAGACCUACCGUGAUGCUUCUGGCCUGAGUCGCCACCGCCGGGUCCAUCUGGGUUACCGGCCCCAUUCAUGCCCCUUCUGUGGGAAGUGCUUCCGGGACCAGUCCGAGGUCAAACGUCACCAGAAGACACACCCAAACCAGGAGCCAGUGGCCAGGACCCAAGAACCCAUAUUUAGAAUCAAGGGCCCUGUAGUUCACAACCAGCCAUCUGUCGACAGGAAGCAGGAAUGUGCAGUCAAGAGCCAGGUGGUCAUGGCAAGAGCUCAGAACCCCGCUACCACAACCCCAGGGCCUGGGGCCAGCAUGCAGGCAGCCAGCCCUAGGGUCCACUGCCUGAGUACCAAGUCCAAGUCCCACCUUCCAAAGCCUUCAAGAUGCAAGGUCUUCUCUUGCUCUUACUGUCCCUUGACUUUUGGUAAGAAGGCCCAUCUCUCCAAGCAUCAGAAGGCCCACCUCACAGAGCAGUCCAACGGCUGCUUCUGCUGUGGCAGGUCCUUCUGCUCACUCUCUGGGCUGCUCAGGCACCAGCAGACUCACUGGAAGCAGAAGGUCUACCGUUGUCCUGUCUGCGACAUCUGCUUUGGGGAGAGGGAGGACCUUGUGGGCCACUGGGGGAGCUACAAAGGCAAGGGGCUGUGCCUGGGCAGUCCCCACAGCUCCCUCUGCUCUUGGGUGUUUCGGGCUCAUCAGACUGCUUCCCUGCCGCCCUCCGCUCGGCCCACCGGGCCUGAGGUCUUGGAGGUACCGGCCAGCGUUUACAACACAACCUCAGACCCUCCCCUGCGCCUCUGGGGAGCACCUGACUUCCAGGUGGAGACAGGAGCUGGAAAGACGCUAGUAGCAAAAGUGGAGAAAGACAGCAGCUGGGAAAAGGGGCUCCCCCUGUACCCAUGA
Molecule: messenger RNA, 1518 nt
Organism: Miniopterus natalensis
Lineage: Eukaryota; Metazoa; Chordata; Mammalia; Chiroptera; Miniopteridae
Source: RefSeq, a predicted model, not a curated record